Molecule: messenger RNA, 2950 nt
Organism: Astyanax mexicanus (Mexican tetra)
Lineage: Eukaryota; Metazoa; Chordata; Actinopteri; Characiformes; Acestrorhamphidae
Product: Y+L amino acid transporter 2
Exons: 10
Coding region: 33-1580 (515 amino acids)
Biological process (GO): amino acid transmembrane transport
Cellular component (GO): membrane
Molecular function (GO): L-amino acid transmembrane transporter activity
Source: RefSeq, a predicted model, not a curated record
AACUUGAUGCGAUGGUUGUGUUUUAGCUUAGCAUGAAGCAGAAGCUGCUAAAUAUGGGACGAACGAUAUGCCCCUCAUCCCGGGCGGAAUCGGACCCGGACCUGAAGGCCCCGGCGGGCCCCGCUUCAGGUCCUCAGGAAGAGAAGAUGGUCAUGAGGAGGGAGAUUUCUCUGACGAACGGUAUCUGCCUCAUCGUGGGGAACAUGAUUGGCUCGGGCAUCUUCGUUUCCCCCAAGGGCGUGUUGCUCUACAGCGCCUCCUACGGACUGUCCCUGAUCAUCUGGGCUCUCGGGGGCAUGUUCUCUGUGUUUGGUGCUCUGUGCUACGCUGAGCUGGGCACCACCAUUACCAAGUCUGGUGCCAGCUACGCCUACAUCUUGGAGGCGUUCGGUGGAUUUCUGGCCUUCAUCCGCCUGUGGACCUCGAUCCUGCUGGUGGAGCCGGCGAGCCAGGCCAUCAUCUCCUUGACUUUUGCCAACUAUCUGGUAGAAGCGCUUUACCCUACCUGCCAGCCACCGUACGACGCUGUGAGACUCAUCGCUGCAGCCUGUCUGUGUAUGCUGAUCUUCAUAAACUGUGCGUAUGUGAAGUGGGGUACCCUGGUCCAGGAUAUCUUCACUUACACCAAGAUCAUGUCCCUCAUCCUCAUCAUUUCAAUUGGUGUCAUCAAGAUAAUGAGAGGAGAAACCAAGAACUUUGAGAAUCCAUUUGAAGGUUCUGCCAUGGAUACUGGCAGCAUCGCGCUGGCUCUGUACUCGGCCCUGUUCUCCUACUCCGGCUGGGACACACUCAACUUCGUCACUGAGGAGAUUGUGAACCCAGAGAGGAACCUGCCUAUAGCCAUUGCCGUCUCUAUGCCGAUAGUAACCAUCAUCUACCUGCUGACGAACGUGGCGUACUAUGUGGUGCUGGACAUACCUUCCUUUAUGGAUAGUGAUGCAGUUGCUGUGACAUUCGGGAAUCAGGUGCUGGGACCCAUGAACUGGAUCAUUCCUAUUGCUGUGGCUAUGUCCUGCUACGGAGGACUUAACGCCUCUAUCAUCGCUGCCUCAAGGUUGUUCUUUGUGGGGGCGAGAGAGGGUCACCUCCCCGACAGCCUGAGUCUGAUCCAUGCUGAGCGCUACACUCCUGUCCCUGCACUUCUCUUUAACGGCGUGAUGGGGCUGAUUUUCCUCUGUGUUGAAGACGUUUUCCAGCUCAUCAAUUAUUUCAGCUUCAGCUACUGGCUGUACGUGGGUCUGUCUGUUGCCGGGCUCAUCUACCUGCGCCACACACAGCCAGACAGACACAGACCUGUCAAGCUCUCCCUGUUCUUCCCCUAUAUCUACUGCGUGUGCAGCCUGUUCUUGGUCAUUGUGCCUCUCUACAGUGACACAGUCAAUUCCCUCAUAGGAAUAGCUAUCGCACUGUCCGGCGUGCCCGUGUACUACUUCUGUAUUUACUUACCAGAGGAAAAGAGGCCCAAAUGGGUCAGCCGGCUUAAUGCCACCGCCACAAAAUACACUCAGAUCAUGUGCCACUGCUGCCUGACUGACCUGGACGUGGAGCCAGAGAAUAUGGCGGAGAGCAAGAACCAGUAAUCUCAACACGCAGGGAUUUUAUACGUUUGACUUACUGUUUCUGAGAUAUUUGAAGAUUCAGAGCUUCCACAGUGAUGAACGUGAUCGCUGAUGGCACUGUGUUUCCAGCUCAUGAAAGAACCCUUUUUGUUCUCGUCCAGAGAGGCACUGGAAGUUUUUACAGAUGUACAGGUUGUUGGUUCUCCAGUUAUUAAUUUGCACAUUAGCUGGUAUUUUACAGUAUUUAUAGAAUUGUGUUAUAUUUUUCAACUCAAAACGAGAAUAUCAUAUGGUAGUGCAUCUCAAAAAAUAAAUCAAGUUACUUUUUUUCAGUAAUUCAGUUCAAAAUGUGAAUACAUUAUAUAUUAUAUAGAUAUAUUACACACAGAGUGAUCUAUUUUAAGCGUUUUUUUUUUUUUAUUAUUGAUGAUUAAGGCUCACAGCCAAUGAAAACCCAAAAAUCAGUGUCUCAGAAAAUUGGAAUAUUAUAUGUGUGCCAAGUCCUGCUGGAAAAUGAAAUCCGCAUCUCCAUAAAAGUUGUCAGCAGAUGACAGACAUGUCUCUUCAAACCGUCACUGAUUGGUGGAAACUUCACACUAGACCUCGAGCAGUUUGGACUGUGUGUCUCUCCACUCUUCCUCCAGACUCUGCUCCCUGGAUUUACUUUAAAUGAAAUGUAAAAUUUACUGAUGAUCAGUGAUGGUUUGGAGAGACAUGCUGAUCAUCUGCUGGUGUUGAUCCACUGUGUUUUAUCAAGUCCAAAGUGGAGAUGCGGAUUUCAUUUUCCAGCAGGACUUGGCACACUGCCCACACUGCCAAAAGUACCAAUUGGUCUUAUACUGUAUAAUAUUCUAAUUUUCUGAGACACUGAUUUUUGGGGUUUCAUUGGCUGUAAGCCAAAAUCAUCAACAAUAAAAGAAAAACUGAUAUCAAGUAACUUUUUAUAGAUAUUUGAAUAUUUUGAGACGCACUAGUGUCUCUUUGUUUAAAAGAUUGAAUGCAGCCCAUGCUGCGACGUUACCAGUACAAAGAAUAUAGAACUUGAUAUCAAGCACUUUGAGCUAUUUUAAACCAGGCUGUUCUUAAUAUAUCUGUAAUAUAUCUGUAGACUAGACAGAAACAGACUAGAUGAGGAGUAAAACUGCUGGACACACACACUGUACGUACAGUAUCUCUCAUAUCUCUGAUGAUAUCAGUCUCUUUCUCUGUACAUUUGAUCUACUGUACUGUUUGAUGUACUGAUGUAAUGAUGAACAACAGAAAAGAGGAUGCUUUUAUUUUGAUCAAGCGUUUUUUUUUUGGUAACAUUUCAUUUUUGAUUGAUUUAUGGUAAGCACAGUUUUCUACUAUGACACUAAAAGCACUUUUUAUAAAACUUUUUCUUACCUGUA